Molecule: messenger RNA, 1527 nt
Organism: Anopheles nili
Lineage: Eukaryota; Metazoa; Arthropoda; Insecta; Diptera; Culicidae
Product: sodium channel protein Nach
Exons: 10
Coding region: 1-1527 (508 amino acids)
Biological process (GO): sodium ion transmembrane transport
Cellular component (GO): membrane
Molecular function (GO): ligand-gated sodium channel activity
Source: RefSeq, a predicted model, not a curated record
AUGCGUCUCCAUGCAGCAUCGCCCGUACAUAGUGGCGGAAAAUGGAGAGCCAAAGAUAACGAACUGACGGAUGGAAAAAAGCCAUUGGGGUUGGUUGUACGGCUGUUCCGCUCGAUAAGCACGUUUGUGCUUAUCUUUCUCGAGCAGGGUGCCGUUCACGGGCUUUCGCAUCUGGGGAAACCGUUUCUGCAUGUGCUCGAGAAGCUUUUUUGGCUGGUGCUGAUCGUCGCGGCGCUCUACUUCUCCGUCGUGUUGAGCUUUGUAUCGUGGGAAAGAUACCAGAGCAAGAGCACGGUGGUUGCGAUCGAGAAGGAUCAUUAUUACUGGAACACCUCCAUGCCCAGCUUGACGAUCUGUCCACUGAAGCGUAUCCAUUUGCCGUACCUGCUGAACUUCUGCAGUAAGAACGGAAUAUCACAGAAAGAAGAUCAGAUGGCGUUGUACGACUUUUUGGAAUCGCUAGCCAACUCAUCGUACUUCAAUUUUGAAAAUAUUAAGCACAGCGAUAAAGUGGACAGUAUCCUAGAUAUGCUGCACAUACACCCAGAGAACUACAUGACGGUGAUCUACAACCUAACACGCGAUCUGUCUCGGCUAGACGAUACAGAGCUGCGCGUUCGUACCCAAAGCAAUCUGGAGUUUUUGCAAACCCAUCAAACGUUAACCGAGUACGGCAUCUGCUACACAACGAACAAUAAAAUCUCAUCGAACCUGACUGCCAGUUGGCUGUUAACCGGUAAACAGAGUCCUCCGGACGAUUUCUACUCAACGCGUGUCGUCCACAACGUUCGUUAUGGUAACCUCUUCGAUGGUGACAUCACGUACAGCUUUAUCGGUUUUGAGCCACCAAUUUCGAUAUUCUACCACAGCCCUUACGAAACACCCAACAUCGCAAAAUAUCAGCCCCUCUCGAAUGAUGCGCACGAGUAUGAAACCUUUUCGAUUGAAAUCGUCACCACAAAGGACUUCAAAGAGGAUACGACCAUCUCCCAACGGGGCUGUCGGUUCAAUUACGAGUCAAACCUGACGCACUAUUCGAUCUACACGAAGGGCAUCUGCCUGCAGGAGUGUCGCAUACAGCUGGCUCACAAACUGUGCGGUUGCAUACCUCAUUUCUAUCCUAAUCCACCCGGACCACACGAGAAAAAGGUGUGCCACUACAAGCAGCUGAUGAAGUGUUUUCCGCGCUAUGAAAAGCUUUUUCUCGAGUUCAAGCGAGACCACAACGACAAGAAGGGCGUUCCCUGUUACUGCGAGCAGAACUGUGUCGACUCGAAGGUCAUCAUCGAGCACCGUCAGAUCCUGAAGCAAACGCAGCGGCUCAUCGGCAGCAUCGGCGGGUUGGUCGUCGUGAAACGUUAUCCGUUGGUGCGGUUCAGCCGGCAGCUUCUGUUUACAUUCACCGAUCUACUUGUGUCCAUCGGAGGGACGGCCGGAUUCUUCAUGGGCUUCAGCGUGCUCGGCAUGGUGGAAAUACUGUACUUUUUCACACUCCGUCUGCUGUGGUACAUUGCGGGCCGUCGUUAA